UAAAAGCCCUCACACUCCGGCUCCUGAAUCCUCCACACUGCCAGGUCGCCUGUACCCAUGCUGCAUGUGGCCGGGGGGGGUAGGCUGCUGCCACCAAGUGCAGUCUCUUUCCUUCAUUGGUCGCCCUGACUGCAGGAUGCUGAGUGGAAGUGCAAGUGCAGCUGAGUGUGAGGAGGAGUGCGGGGGGAUAUGCUCCUCACUUACCCACUGGUGAAUGCCCCAUGCCCUGGCUGGACUGAGGAAACUUACUAGCUGGCACCUACUUGUACUUCUUGCGUUCUUUUCAUCCUGGUCACUUCUAUUACUCGUCCCAGGAGCGAUGGCAUCAGAGACGGUGUGUGGGCUCAUCUUCAGGUUAUUGCUGCCAGUCUGCCUACUUGUGGCAUGCAUGUUCCGGUACAAUGGAAUAUCAUUCGUCUACCUCAUUUACCUCUUGCUUAUUCCUUUAUUUGCGGAACCAACCAAGAUAACAAUGCAAGGACAUACGGGACGGUUAUUAAAAUCCUUAUGUUUCACCAGUCUUUCCUUCCUGUUAAUGCACAUCAUCUUUCAAAUAACAAUAAACAGCUUGGAGGCCAGAAAGACAAUAAAUCCUUAUUUUAACUGUACAACAUGGGAGAAAACACUUCGGCAGAUAGGUUUUGAAAGUGUAAAGGGAGCAGAUGCUGGCAAUGGAAUCCGAGUCUUUGUACCAGACAUUGGGAUGUUUAUUGCCAGUUUGGCCACUUUGCUGUUUUGUAAGAAACUUGUCCAAACACCUGUGACUGAGGAAGAUGCACAGUACAACACAGAGUUUGUAAAUGAAGAAAUGGUGGAAGUGGGAAAGAUGGAGAUGGAUGAUGCAUUAAUAUAUGAAGAAGACUUUGAUGAAAAUGAUGGGGUUGAAGAGGCAGAGGAAAGCGCAAGGAUAAAACUUCUCCGCAAAGUUGCCUUCAUUGCCUCAAAACUUAAAGAAUUUAUUGGCAACAUUAUAGCCACUGCUGGAAAAGUAGUUGUUACAAUUUUACUUGGCAUAACAGGCAUGAUGUUGCCUUCGUUGACCUCAGCUGUGUAUUUCUUUGUAUUUUUGGGGUUAUGCACAUGGUGGUCCUGUUGCCGAGUAUUUGAUCCGCUGAUAUUCAGCUGUCUAUGUGUAUUAAUGGCCAUAUUUAGUGCAGGGCACUUGAUUGGACUUUAUCUGUAUCAAUUUCAAUUUUUUCAAGAGAUCAUUCCACCCGGUGAUUUUUAUGCCAGGUUGUUUGGUGUCACUUCAAUUGUUCAAACCAACUGUUCAAGUACAUGGAAAUUUAUAGCAAAUCCAAGCAUAAAAUGGUACCACUAUAGCAACCCCGUCAUGCUGUUAGUACUGUAUUACACGUUGGCAACUCUGAUACGUCUUUGGCUGCAAGAACCUGUCGUGGUCUAUGAAGAAAAUAAAGAGGAUGAACUGGAAAGAGAAGGAGACUGCAGCCCACCGCCACUCACUGCAGAAAGAAGGCGAAGCUUGUGGCACGCAACUCACUGCAACACGGAAGAGAGAAAACUACUUUCCUUGACUCAAGAUGAAUACAAGCCAUCUGAUGUCCUGCUGGUAACAGUUAAUGGGACCCCAAUUGAUUAUCAUUCCAUAAACACGUCCCUCCCCAUAGAGAAUGGACCGACUAAAAUAGAUAUGUACUCUACACCACAGUACAAAUGGGAACAUACAGAUGAAACCUCAGAAAAGAAAGAAGAAGAAGAGGAGGAGAAGGAGUUGGAAGAAGAUGCGUCCGAGAAAAAGGAAAAUGCCAAAGUUCAUGCUAUGGUGGUCGCGCUGCAGUUCAUCAUGAAGCAGAGUUACAUCUGUGCUCUUAUCUCUAUGAUGGCUUGGAGUAUUACAUACCACAGCUGGUUAACCUUUGUUCUGCUAAUCUGGUCUUGUGCUCUCUGGAUGAUCCGUGACAGGAGGAAAUAUGCCAUGCUUAGUUCACCCUUUAUGGUCAUCUAUGGUAACUUGUUGGUAACAUUACAAUACAUUUGGAGUAUAAAUUUGCCUACGGAACUUAAAGACAUUUCAGGUCUUCUUGAACGUAAGAACCCAGAGGAACUUGCAUCAAAGAUGCUUUUCAAUGUUACCUUUUGGCUUUUGCUGAGACAACACCUUACAGAGCAAAAGAUUUUAAAGGCACAGGAAGCAACAUUAUCAGAAAUUAAAGUUGGAAGCCAUGAUAAAGAAGAAGAAAUACAAAAAGAGGAAGAUAAGGAAGAAGACGAUGAAAAUGAUAUUAUGAAGGUGCUGGGGAACCUGGUGAUGGCGAUGUUUGUGAAGUAUUGGAUUUACGUUUGCGGAGGAAUGUUCUUUUUUGUCAGUUUUGAGGGGAAAAUAGUCAUGUACAAAAUUAUCUACAUGAUGCUGUUCCUGUUCUGCGUAGCCUUAUAUCAGGUGCAUUAUGAAUGGUGGCGACGGAUUUUAAAAUAUUUCUGGAUGUCUGUGGUAGUUUACACCAUGUUGGUGCUUAUCUUAAUUUAUACAUACCAGUUUAAAUCCUUCCCACCUCUCUGGAUGAACAUGACAGGAUUAGAUAAAGAUAAGUUAGCAGAUCUUGGUUUAGAAACCUUUACUUUGACUGACCUGUUCACUCGUAUAUUUAUCCCAACCUCUUUUUUGUUGGUGUGUAUAUUACACCUACAUUACUUUCAUGACCAUUUUCUGCAGCUCACAGACCUUAAGGCUGUAACCAGCAAACAGGACAACACAAUUUACAGCCAUGCCAAAGUUAAUGGUCGUGUUUACCUAAUAAUAAAUAGCAUCAAGAAAAAAAUCCCAAUUCACCAAAAUGAAUUGGUACACCCAGACGGAAGUUUACCUGACUUAACAAUGAUGAACUUAACUACAGAGUCUGAAAUGUUGGAAGAGAAGGAGGAAAAGCAGAUGGAGGUGUAUGGACAGCAAAAAGGUCAUGAUCAGGACUCAGGAGAUGAGUGGGAGAAAGGAGAUGACAAAGGUGGAGGUGGAAGUGAUGAGGAGGAGGAGGCUGAGGAAGAAGAAUCGGAAGAGGAGGAAACAUCAGAUUCCAGAAAUAAAUGGCAUCUUGUUAUUGACCGGUUGACAGUUCUAUUCCUAAAGUUUUUGGAAUACUUCUAUAAGUUACAAGUCUUUGCCUGGUGGUGUCUGGAGCUCCAUAUAACAAAAAUAGUUACUUCGUACAUCAUAUGGGUGACGUUGAGAGAGGUAUCAUUGCUCAACUAUGUGUUUUUGGCUGCCUGGGCAUUUGCCUUACCAUAUUCCCAGUUACGUCCAUUAGCGUCUAGUGUUUGCACCAUCUGGACUUGUGUGAUCAUUGUAUGCAAAAUGUUGUAUCAACUUGCAACCAUUGAACCACUGAACUUUUCCAGUAACUGUACCAAGCCUUUUCUCAAUCAGACAAAUUUUAUAAGGGAAGAAGACUUUCAGAAAUCACUCCUCUAUAGUGGUCCAAUCGAUCCAUCUGGAUGGGUGGGAUUGAAAAAGUCUGUGCCCCUUCUUUCCUACUUACGGAACAACUUACUCAUGCUAUUCAUAUUAGCUUUUGAAGUGACCAUCUACCGGCAUCAGGAAUAUUAUAGGUGUAGAAACAAUCUGAAUGCACCAGUUACAAAAACAAUAUUUCAUGAUAUCACAAGACUGCACUUGGAUGAUGGGCUCAUAAAUUGUGCCAAGUAUUUCAUAAACUAUUUUUUCUACAAGUUUGGUAUGGAGACUUGCUUCUUACUGUCUGUUAAUGUAAUCGGCCAGAGGAUGGAUUUCUUUGCCAUGAUCCAUUCAUUUUGGCUCUUUGCCGUACUGUACAGACGCAGGAGAAAAGCAAUUGCAGAAAUCUGGCAUAAAUAUUGCUGCUUUCUUGCCUGUAUUAUUACAUUCCAGUACUUCGUAUGUAUUGGCAUUCCUCCGGCUCCAUGUAAAGACUACCCUUGGAGACACAACGGAGCCAAAUUUAAUUCCAAUAUAAUUAAAUGGUUGUACUUUCCAGACUUUAUUGUGAGACCUAACCCCCUAUUUCUCAUCUAUGACUUCAUGCUAUUGCUUUGUGCAUCUCUUCAAAAGCAAGUGUUUGAGGAUGAAAAUAAGGCAGCAGUACGGAUCAUGGCAGGAGAUAAUGUGGAGAUAUGUAUGAAUCUUGAUGCUGCAUCAUUUAGCCAACACAAUCCGGUCCCUGACUUUAUCCACUGCAGAUCGUAUCUGGACAUGUGCAAAGUAAUAAUAUUCAGUUACCUCUUCUGGUUUGUCCUCACCAUCAUAUUUAUUACGGGAACUACAAGAAUCAGUAUAUUCUGCAUGGGCUAUUUGGUGGCCUGUUUUUACUUCCUCCUAUUUGGGGGUGACUUACUGCUAAAGCCUAUACGAAGUAUCCUACGCUACUGGGAUUGGUUGAUAGCAUACAAUGUGUUUGUUAUAACCAUGAAAAACAUAUUAUCGAUAGGGGCAUGUGGCUACAUAGACUCGCUGAUAGAAAACAGUUGUUGGUUAAUUCAAGCUUUCAGUCUGGCAUGCACUGUUAAAGGUUAUGAUAUCCCAAUGGACCAGAAAACCUGUCAGUUACCAAGUGGUGAGGCUGGUAUCAUCUGGGAUAGUAUAUGUUUUGCAUUUCUCUUAUUGCAAAGACGAGUAUUCAUGAGCUAUUACUUCCUACAUGUUGUCGCUGAUAUCAAAUCCUCUCAGAUUCUUGCUUCAAGAGGGGCAGAACUCUUUCAGGCUACUAUUGUGAAAGCUGUAAAGGCAAGACUUGAAGAGGAGAAAAAAUCCAUGGAUCAGCUAAAGAGACAGAUGGAUCGCAUUAAAGCCAGGCAAGAAAAAUAUAAAAAGGGUAAAGAAAAAAUGUUAAGCCUUGUACAGGAGUCAGGAGAAGGUCCUGAGAUUCAAAAGCAUGAUGAGGACGAUGAUGAAGGAGAAGCAGGAAAAGAGAAAGUCAAGGGCAAAAAAAAGCACUGGUGGCGGCCUUGGGUUGAUCAUGCUUCCAUGGUCAGAAGCGGUGAUUAUUAUUUAUUUGAGACGGACAGUGAAGAAGAAGAAGAAGAUGAAACUAAGGAUGAAGAUGAGCUCAGAAGAAAAUCUGCUUUCCAGAGAGCUAUUGGAAAGUUUGCUUCAGCCAUUUUAGCCUUGCCAAAGUCUAUCAUUAAACUGCCUAAAACAAUUCUUCAGUAUUUAAUCAGAGCUGCAAAGUUUAUCUACCAAGCCUGGAUCACUAAUCCAAAAACUGCCCUGAGACAGAGACACAAGGAAAAGAAAGAAGAAAAGGAAAUGAGAAGGAAAGGUAUUUCCAAAGGGCACAUUAUUAUAGAUUGUGACACGAAAGAAGAACAAGAAAAAAAGAAGUCGGAUGGUCCAGAUAAUGUCAUCAAAAGGAUAUUUAACAUUUUGAAGUUUACAUGGGUCCUCUUCCUCGCAUCCCUUGAUAGUUUUACAGCCUGGUUGAAUUCAAUUUCUCGAGAACACAUUGAUAUAUCCACAGUGUUAAGGAUAGAACGGUGUAUGCUGACCCGAGAAAUCAAAAAGGGCAAUGUACCCACACGGGAAAGCAUUCACAUGUAUUACCAAAACCACAUUAUGAUGACAAUGUCAAGAGAAUCAGGACUUGACAGGAUUGACGAUGAGCCUGGUUCAGCUUCUGGUCUUCAAAGUCAGCGAAAAAUUGCAAGUAAAAGAAUGGACAGUGCAGACUCUGCUGCUUCUCAUGAUAGCCUAUCCAGCUGCAACACUGAAGCAACCAUGCUGUUCUCAAGGCAGUCCACACUUGAUGAUUUAGAGGGGCCAGAUGCUGUACCAAAAACAAGUGAGCGCGCCAGACCUAGGCUUCGUAAAAUGUACAGCAUGGACCAGUCCUCUUCCUCUGCUGACAGUGGCAGUGUAGCAUCAAGUGAACCAACACAGUGUACCAUGGUCUACUCAAGGCAGGGGACAACUGAAACUAUAGAAGAAGUGGAAGAUGAGCAAGAAGACGAUGGAAAAAGUCCAACCUCAAGAUUAGAUGCAUCGGAUGAAGAAUAUGGUGUUGACUUAGAAGGAUCUAGCUAUACCCCUGAUACAGACUUGGCUCUAUAUGCUACGGCAGAUGGAGAUCUACCGCCAUCUUACAGCAAAGCUGUGAGCUUCGAGCAGUUGUCAUUUGCUUCCCAUGACGAAUCUGCUGAUAAUAACUUGAUGGUCCUAAGUCCAGAUGACAGCCGCACUGACAAGCUACAUGAUGCUAUUCUGCCUUCUCUUACACAUGAAUUGACUGCAAGUGAACUUCUUCUAAAUAAGAUGUUUCAGGAUGAAGAGCUAGAAGACUCUGAAAAAUUUUACAUUGAACAGCCACGUUUGCUGCAACUUAUUUAUGCCCUAUACAAUACCUUAGUAGCCAGAUCAGAAAUGGUUUGCUAUUUUGUGAUUAUCCUCAACCAUAUGAUCUCCGCUUCCAUGAUCACAUUGGUUCUUCCAAUUCUCAUAUUUUUAUGGGCCAUGCUGUCUGUGCCACGUCCCAGUAAACGGUUUUGGAUGGCUGCCAUUGUUUAUACAGAGGUAACUAUUGUUAUCAAAUAUUUCUUCCAAUUUGGAUUUUUCCCUUGGAACACAAAUUUGGAACUGUACAAAGACAAACCUUACCAUGCUCCUAAUAUAAUUGGUGUGGAGAAGAAAGAAGGAUAUGUACACUACGACCUGGUUCAACUCCUUGCUUUAUUUUUUCAUAGAUCGAUUCUAAAGUGUCAUGGUCUUUGGGAUGAGGAUGAUGUAAGCGACAAUGCUGCCCAUAAAGAAGACACAGAUGGUGAAAUUUCAGAAGGAUCUGGAAGAAGAGAUUCUGUUGGCUCAUUAAAAUCUGUUAACCUUGCUGCAUCUAUAGAAUCUAUCCAUGUCCAUUUCCCAGAGGAGAAGACAGCCAUUAGACGGAAGAGUUCUAGUAGUGGAUCCCAAAUUUCACACAGGUCUAGUUUCUCCUCGCACAGAUCUAAAAGAGGUAGCACAAGCACAAGAAACAGCAGUCAAAAAGGUGGCAGUAUAUUAAGUGUCAAACAGAAAUCUAGAAAAGAGUUGCUGAUGGAAAAACUUAGAGAGCAACUUAUCAAAGCUAAAGCAUUCACCAUUAAAACAAUCCUUCAGAUAUAUUUGCCAAUCAAGCAAUUUUUUUACAACCUCAUUCAUCCAGACUACAGUGCUGUGACAGACGUCUAUGUGUUAAUGUUCCUGGCCGAUACUGUAGACUUCAUCAUAAUUGUAUUUGGCUUCUGGGCAUUUGGAAAACACUCGGCUGCGGCAGACAUUACCUCCUCUCUGUCAGAAGACCAGGUACCAGAAGCAUUCUUGGUGAUGGUUUUGAUACAGUUUGGCACAAUGGUUGUGGAUCGUGCUCUCUAUCUCAGAAAAACUGUGAUGGGAAAGGUCAUAUUUCAGGUUAUCUUGGUGUUUGGUAUCCAUUUUUGGAUGUUCUUCAUUUUACCUGGAGUAACAGAAAGGAAAUUCAGUCAGAACACUGUUGCACAGCUAUGGUAUUUUGUGAAGUGUAUCUAUUUUGGACUAUCAGCCUAUCAGAUCCGCUGUGGAUACCCGACACGUGUUCUUGGAAACUUCCUCACAAAAAGCUACAACUAUGUCAAUCUGUUCCUAUUUCAAGGCUUUCGCCUGGUGCCAUUUUUAACUGAGCUAAGAGCUGUCAUGGAUUGGGUAUGGACUGACACUACACUCAGUCUUUCCAGCUGGAUCUGUGUGGAGGAUAUUUAUGCUCACAUAUUUAUACUAAAAUGCUGGCGUGAGUCAGAAAAGAGAUAUCCACAGCCACGUGGUCAGAAGAAGAAAAAAGUUGUGAAGUAUGGAAUGGGUGGCAUGAUCAUUGUACUUCUGAUAUGCAUUGUUUGGUUCCCUUUGCUUUUCAUGUCUCUAAUAAAAUCUGUUGCUGGCGUGACAAACAAGCCACUAGAUGUGUCCAUUAAAAUAUCUCUGGGAGGUUUCCAGCCUAUUUUUACUAUGAGUGCACAACAGAACCAGCUAAAAGAUAUGGAGCCACCAUUGUACAAAGCUUUUGAAAGGAAAUUUAGUAAAGACACAUCGGCACUUCAGUUUCUGGAAGGAUAUGGAAGAGAAGACAUUACCAUCGCAGAAUUAGAUGGGAAUUCUAAUUCUUUAUGGACUAUUAGCCCUCCAAGUAGACAGUCAAUGAUAAACAGCCUAAAUAGCCUGGAACAUGACUUCACACUUGUUAUCUCUUGGAUCAUCCAGCGAAAUAUGAGUCUUGGAGCUAAGUCGGAAAUCACUGGUGAGAAAUACACUUCCUCUUUAAGCAAUGAAACACGGGUAGCAAUAGCGGAAAUGAUGGCCUCAGACGAAACAGAAUCACAGACAGUAGUGCUUGAAAACAUUUAUCCAUGGUAUAUCAAAGCACCAAGUGAUUCUAUAGCAAAGCCUAUACUGCAACUUCUCCACAAGCAAGAAUUUACGAAUAUCACUGUCAGCCUCAAGAGAAAUGGUACUGGUGAAUUUGCUCAGGAGUGGUGGGUUCUUAAUCAGACUAGGAAGCAUUUUUCACAAAGCGUUGGCUUGGAACUAUUUGUUUUUAGUGAUAAAGUCAGCCCUCCUAGCCUUGGAUUUCUAGCCGGUUAUGGAAUUAUGGGAUUAUAUGCUUCUGUGGUACUCGUAAUAGGGAAAUUUGUCCGAGAGUUCUUCAGUGGAAUAUCUCACUCCAUCAUGUUUGAGGAACUACCAAAUGUGGACCGUAUCCUGAAAUUAUGCACAGACAUUUUCCUAGUAAGAGAGACUGGAGAAUUAGAACUGGAAGAAGAUUUGUAUGCCAAAUUAAUAUUCUUAUACCGCUCACCAGAAACUAUGAUCAAAUGGACAAGAGAAAAAAAUAAAUAAUAUUAAUGAACUCAGUGAUUCAGUUGACUUCAUUUGGAUUAUUCUAAGCACAAUAUUCCCAUAGCUCUCUUAAGAGCUUGGACUCUUGCAAUGAAGAAGCAGUUACCUUUAAAGCGCAACAAAGCUACAGAGGGUCAAGUAUUUUAUGGAUCUAAAGCCAACACUAUCACUGUAACUUUUCUUUACAUAUCUUCUUCGAUGGUAUGGCCAAUACAAAGUGAGAGUGGAAAUACAGUAAGACGACUGUACAAGUGUUUCUUCAGCAAGACAUCUCCAGGAAUGUUCAGUAUGCUGCUUUAGAGUGUCCGAAACCCUUGAAAUGAGAAUUGGUUGUUUUUUUCAAUCAUUCUGACAGGACUAACUGCAGCAAAGGGUAAAUAAGUGACUGCACAAUUGCCUGUUGUAGGGAACGUGUAUGCAUUAAAGCCUCACUCUACAUACCGAAAAACACAAACUGACAAUCUUCUUAACUGCCUUAUAAUAUUGGAACUUCCCAACAGAAUAUUUUCAUCGAUGAUUUAAAUUUUUCUCAGGAAAAUAAAAAAAUACACCACAAAUUGUACAAAAAAUAAUAAUGUAGAGAUAGUGCAAGGCCUUGUCAACAGCUGUCCCUGUUGUUACUGGCUGGGAUGCAUGCCUCUAACCUAUACCUACAGAACCUUACUUAUAUGUUUUGUUUCUAGUUGGAGAAGGAAAAUGUUUACAUGACAUAUUGACAUUUCUUUUUACUACAGUCUUAAUUUUAUGUCCAUAGUUUACCAUAAAAAUGGCUUUUACGUAUUUAUUUUUAAACUCAAACAUCAAACGUCACAAUAUACAAAUAGGAUUAAAAUGAUGAUCAGCUGGCUAAGAGAAAAUAUGGAGAAAGCCGUGCUGGGAAAUUUACUUGAAAUUAAUGUCCUUACAUUCUCAAUUUGCAGCCAAAACAAGUAAAAUACUGGAGUAGUUUUUUUUUUUUUUUUAUUAUUAUUAUUAUUAUUAUUAUUUUUGACCUGUACAUUCCUUAUAAUUUAACUAAGGGCUACUAGUUAAUAAACACUGUUUGUAAAUUGCUAAAUGUAAUAUACAAAGGCAUGCACUUAUGUACAGUAGUUUUCAAUGUGGCCCAUGUUAAAGUGAAUAGUGCAAAUAAUUUCCAAGGGUGAAAGUUUUAUUGCUCAUUUUAUUCAUUCACUCAAACAGUCAGUCAUUCUUCUUUAUGAUUUACCUGUUAUGUAUGCACCAAAGGUAGCCAUGUUCCUGCUUGUCAGUAAUUGGUACACUCUAAGCAGCACCAUUAUGGGGUAAAUCAGGGCGGUAUUCACAUUGUGUUGGAUUUCACUGGCAUCCAGAGGCAUAACCAUCAGGAGUCCAACAACCAAUAAAGUAGUUCAUGCAGUUUGACAUCUAAUCUAAUAUUAUUGUAUUCUUUUUAUCACUGAAACAAUAGGAUGUUUUAGGAGAAUCUCUUCUGAAGCUUGCUGCUAUAAAAGGACCCUUACAUAUACUGUAUGUCAUUAAACAAGUCAUUUAGAGAGAAUGUUUUAACCACUAAAUUCUAGUCCCAAAGUCAUCAUACUGUAAAAUUGGAAUGAUGAGCUAUUCCCUGGAAGUUAGAAUGACCUUAAAAGUAUUUAUUUCUCUACUUUGUUGAUAAAAAAAAAAAAAUACAAGAUAAAAAUCUGUUUUACUUCCUUGAAUCUCACAUUGCAUGAUGAAGAAGCAGCAGGUGCUAUGGUCAUAUAACUGCUGUAACAUUUUACUGAUAAUGGAUGACGUUUGUAGAAUACUGUUUGCGUGACAUGGGACUUUUCCA
Hyla sarda is the source of this 10619-nucleotide messenger RNA. It is a transcript of the gene PIEZO2, whose product is annotated as piezo type mechanosensitive ion channel component 2. Gene Ontology annotation, cellular component: plasma membrane. Gene Ontology annotation, molecular function: mechanosensitive monoatomic ion channel activity; monoatomic cation channel activity. The coding region runs from base 215 to 8824 and encodes 2869 amino acids. NCBI's taxonomy places the organism in Eukaryota, Metazoa, Chordata, Amphibia, Anura, Hylidae. The record is from RefSeq and is a predicted model, not a curated record. Gene Ontology annotation, biological process: regulation of membrane potential; detection of mechanical stimulus; cellular response to mechanical stimulus. The transcript has 56 exons.